CAGCGCGUGCGAGGGCAGCGUGCACGACAGCCCGCUGGAGUUCAAGGACAUCAUGCCGGACAACCCGCGCGACUACGACAAAAUGGCUCCCCCGAAGGGCGGCAACGAGCCCACCACCGUCUUCUUCCACGUCACCGUCAUGAGCCUCGACUCCAUCGACGAAAGCUCCAUGACCUACGCCGCGGACAUCUUCUUUGCCCAAAGCUGGAAGGACUGGCGUCUGCGUCUUCCCGAUAACAUGACCCACGACUACCGGCUGUUGCCGGUCAAUUGGCUCAAGGAUAUUUGGCGGCCGGAUUCUUUCUUCAAGAAUGCGAAGCAAGUGACCUUCCAGGAAAUGACUAUCCCUAAUCACUACAUCUGGCUCUAUCAAGAUAAUACCAUUCUCUAUAUGGUCAAGCUGACUCUGGUGUUGUCAUGUGCGAUGAACUUCCAGAUUUACCCUCACGACACUCAGGAGUGCCAUAUGAAGAUUGAGAGUCUAUCACACACGACGGAUGACUUGGUCUUCAUGUGGGACCCAAACGUGCCUCUCGAAGUGGAUCGGAAUAUCGAACUUCCACAACUCGAUUUGGUAAAGAAAUACACCGGCGAUUGUACGCAAGUUUACUCAACAGGGAACUUCACCUGUCUGGAGAUCGUGUUCACCUUCAAGCGCCGACUCGGCUACUAUCUCUUCCACACGUACGUCCCGACCUGCCUCAUCGUCAUCAUGUCCUGGAUCAGCUUCUGGAUCCGGCCGGAGGCGGUGCCGGCGCGGGUCACAUUGGGGGUCACGUCGCUCCUCACGCUCUCCACGCAGCACGCCAAUUCGCAGAAGGCGCUGCCGCCGGUGUCCUAUAUUAAGGCCAUAGACGUGUUUAUGUCCUCGUGCACGGUGUUCGUGUUCUUCUCCCUGAUGGAGUACGCGCUCGUCAACGUGGUCUUGGGCGACGUGCCGGAGGAGUACAAGAAGACGAGGCCGAGGACGCUUAUGCACUUGCCCAACAAACAGUUGGAGGCCAUCACCACUAUCACCUCCCCCCUGGCCUCGCCUGCCAACGGUCUCUCUCCGCUGGAGAUGAUGGCCUCCAGCUCUUGUCCGGCACACCUCUCUCCUGCUCCGCACAUCACGACCACCCACAUGGUCAACGGACCUGUCUUCCACCACGGUAUGCAGCACGCAACUCAGCAUAGCACUAUCCAGCACAGUGUUAACUUCGGCCUGCCUCCUCCUCCGCCGCCGCCGCCACUAGGAAACGUAAAAGCUAAUCAGGGACACACGCGACGUCGAGAGAAGGCCAUCCUGAUCGACCGCGUGUCCCGCAUCCUGUUCCCGAUGUCCUUCACUGUCCUUAACGUCAUCUACUGGAGCGUCUUCGUCGUCAAGUGGUUCUGAGGGCGUGCGGGCCACGACACUGAACUGCCAUGAAGAGACGGGCUCGCGCUUGGGACGACGCAAGCAACAGCUCGUUUGAUGGUUGUCAUGUAGUGGCUGGCCAAGCUGUCCUCGCAACGAUCUCUCAGAAAUCACGGAUGCGAUACGAAACUAAGUACGAAUGAAGGAAAUAUGAUUAUGAUUAUAAAACAGCCAUUGGCAAUGAAAUGAAAAAUUAUCACGUCCCACCACUUUUGUAGUUAGGAUACGUUACGAAUGUCACGUUAGUUUUGGCAGUGUGGCCGAUAUGAACAGAAAGAAAGAAAUAUGUGGUGUUGAAUCAAAGACACAUGCCAAUGGGAUCCUGUACACGUGGUGUUAUAAUUUAUAUGAAAAAAAAAACAAAGGCAGUCGCCGUAAUCCAUCUACCCCAACCAAGUCUUCUGAGAAACCCUGAAAGAUAUAUUUCUGUUACUUAAACCUAGAUAACGAAGGAUGGUACAACUCUUUCCUUACAUAUAUAUUUAGGCUCCCUGCCCUCCAUAGUUUUCAUGUGCUCUAACAAUUCACAAUUUUAAUAUACUUUCACAACUCAUUUUACACUUCGUCUCAUCACUUUGGCUCUUUCAAAAUCCGACUUUUCCCGCCUUAGACUACUUUACAUCACAUUUUUUUGUGCCUCUGCGUCUCUUGGAUUGCUCCGUCACUACCUUAGCUUCUGCCUGAUGGCAUU
This is a messenger RNA of Penaeus chinensis, 2090 nucleotides long. RefSeq names its product glycine receptor subunit alpha-4-like. The record is from RefSeq and is a predicted model, not a curated record. Lineage: Eukaryota; Metazoa; Arthropoda; Malacostraca; Decapoda; Penaeidae. Bases 53 to 1378 code for a protein of 441 amino acids. Gene Ontology annotation, molecular function: extracellular ligand-gated monoatomic ion channel activity; neurotransmitter receptor activity; transmembrane signaling receptor activity. The transcript is spliced from 9 exons. Gene Ontology annotation, biological process: chloride transmembrane transport; regulation of membrane potential; chemical synaptic transmission. Gene Ontology annotation, cellular component: neuron projection; synapse; membrane.